Messenger RNA from Scatophagus argus, 3073 nucleotides. RefSeq names its product transmembrane p24 trafficking protein 4 (gene tmed4). Gene Ontology annotation, cellular component: Golgi apparatus; COPII-coated ER to Golgi transport vesicle; endoplasmic reticulum-Golgi intermediate compartment. Lineage: Eukaryota; Metazoa; Chordata; Actinopteri; Scatophagidae. The transcript is spliced from 5 exons. Gene Ontology annotation, biological process: Golgi organization; positive regulation of canonical NF-kappaB signal transduction; intracellular protein transport. The record is from RefSeq and is a predicted model, not a curated record. The coding region runs from base 82 to 741 and encodes 219 amino acids.
UCCCCUUCCUACUUCCGCAGUAGCUGGCUGCAGCAUCAGAGCUUCGCUUGCUGAUGUGCGAGAAGUGCUAGAAGCUACACGAUGUUCUGCAACCCUGCUGCUGGAGUUCUUUUAGUGUUUGCUUGGUUUUAUCCAAGUUACGCACUGUAUUUCCACAUUGGAGAGACGGAGAAAAAAUGCUUUAUUGAAGAAAUCCCAGACGAGACUAUGGUUAUUGGAAAAUACAGGACUCAGCUGUGGGACAAGCAGACGAGUUCCUUCCUCCCAUCCACCCCUGGCCUUGGGAUGCAUGUUGAGAUCAAGGAUCCAGAUACAAAAAUUAUUCUUUCACGUCAAUAUGGAUCAGAUGGACGGUUCACCUUCACUUCUCACACUCCUGGAGAACAUCAGAUCUGUUUGCACUCCAACUCCACCAAGAUGGCUCUUUUUGCAGGCGGGAAACUGAGAGUGCAUCUGGAUAUUCAGGUGGGAGAACAUACCAACAACUAUCCUGAAAUUGCAGCUAAGGACAAACUCACAGAGUUGCAGCUGCGAGUCCGACAGCUACUGGACCAAGUUGAACAGAUCCAGAAAGAGCAAAACUACCAGAGGUAUCGUGAGGAGCGGUUUCGCAUGACGAGCGAGAGCACCAACCAGCGGGUUCUUUGGUGGUCCAUUGCUCAGACACUCAUCCUCAUUGUCACCGGCAUUUGGCAGAUGAAACACCUCAAAAGCUUCUUUGAGGCCAAGAAACUGGUGUAAUGUCUAUGUGAGUGACGGCGCCAUUAGAAGUCAACAUGAGUAGGAGUAAACAGACUUGACUGCACUGGAGGAACACCCACCCACAGUGCAGAAACACCCAGGAGCAGACGUGUGAUCUUGAUAUCAGCCAUAAAUGAUACGAGCAGAUUCCCAGAGGCAUUGGUCAGUCCUGGGCGAUGUUUUCCUUUCAAAUGUUUAGGCUAUUGUUAUUUUUCCAUUAGCAACAAGACAGUAGCAAUAUCCCAGCUGCCUUUCUUGUUGUUUCUUGACAAUGCUGGUGAUGUAAUUUUUUAUUAAUGUACAAGACAAAAAAAAAAGGCUGCGUUAGUGAACCGAGAUUGUUUUUUUUUUGUUUUUGUUUUUUUUUUUUUUUUUUUGUGGCGAUACAGGAGUGAAUGACCACUGCAAUCGAUGUGUAAGAAAGAAAGAAAAUAUUAAAGGAAGAGUUGACCCAAAAACUAAAUUCAGUCAUUACCUACUCACCCCAUGACAAUAGAAAGCCAGGUUUCUCUGGCCACUAACCAUCGGUGGAGCUUCAUAGGAAAACAAAUGAAGACGUUGGGGACUCGUUUUAAGACGAGACGUGACACAGGCUUCCAGACAACAGGUAAACUCUGAACUAUGUAGAGGUCACAUAUUCUCUUUCAUAUUAUCAUCCAGCUACGCUUGGACACGUGUUCGAGAUCAUGCACCCACUUCAGGUGUUGUUAGAGUGCUGCAACACUUCUUUACUGUGAAGCUCCAGAAAUGUUUCGUGGACUAAGAAACUUCACCUGAAUUUCCGCUAGCAUGGGGGUGAGUGGAUAAGGACUGAAUUCCCAUUUUUUAGUGACCUAUACUUUUCAAGUUCUUACAAGUUAUUACUGAAAUGCGAUUUUAGGUAAGCAAUUUUUUUUGUCAUUGUUAGUGUUUCGUUUCACACAUAGUGUUUCACAUUGUUGUUUCGUUUCCAGGUCUGUCUUCUAACCACAUGCAUAUGUGUUCAAGUGGUCGCACUUAUGCAAAUAUCCUGAUCUUGAUCCCUUACAUGUUCGUGUGAUAACACUUUAUUUUAACCUCCGUGUUUAGCAUUUAUAAGCAGUAAAUAGGCCCUUAAUAAAUGGUUUAUAACACCCUAACACAAUUGUGAGCAGCAAUGAGGACAUUUCAUAGUGUUUGUUAAUGUCUUUGUGACGCAGAUGUAAAUGGUGAAUCAACAGUUGUGAACGUGCAGCUGCAGUGUGUUAUAAAGCAUUUAUUAACUACACAAGGACAAAUCAUUCACGGGCAGGUUCAGACCUGUGUAUGUACAGCAUGUGUUCAAAUCUCAUGAGCUCACAUUGAGUUCAACGUUCAUUCUUGAUUUCAGAAACAGUAGUCGUGUAAUUGCCAACUUAAGGUGCACUAGUUUUUCUUCCAGAGCUAAUGGAGUAGACUUAGUUGUGAUGGAUGGUGAAGAAUAUUUAUUUGCAAAUAAAUGAAUAAAUACAACAAUAUGCAUACAGUUAAUAUAGUAAAUAUUAUUAUAAAUACCUAUCAUGUUCAUUUAAUAAUGUUAGUCAUUAAAUAUACAUGUAUACACUACAGAUACUGUAAACACAUUUUGUGUUUAUUUAAAGGGACAGUUCACCCCAGAAUCACCUUAUACCUUCUGCUAUUUAGAAAUCUAGAUUGUUUUGGCGUGAGCUGCAAUGUUUUGUUCUCAUGGAAGUUUGAGCACCACAAGCGAAGGCCCCUCUGGUUCCAUUAUAUCGAAGACGAAACCACACGAAAGCAAACUAUGCCUUUAAUGCUUACAAAUGUGAAAUGGAGGGUCGAAAUAAAGUGCUACCACUGACCGUAUGUUGUUUUGAGCUAGACUGCAGCUUCCUGUACAUUUCACCAGAGCUAGACCUGUAGCUAGUUUGUGAUACGCGUAUGUUCGUAACAGGAUUGACUGUCAUUUUCUAAUGCCUUUUACACUGAUUGAUGUACAAGUUUUUCAAUUGUGUCACCGGCUUUGCUUGUUUCAUCAGUGUCAUAUAACUUAUUUAUUAAGCAGUCAUAACCUGCAUUACUGUUGAGCUUAAGCUAAAUUAAUUAGAAGGUACGGUCAUUUCAUCUAUUCUGGGUUCCAUUUAUCAGUGGAUUUAUUAUUGUAAUAUUCAUUCAGAAUGAGGAAAAAUAAUUAGUCGCUGAGUUAACAUUAUCAUUGUUGUACUUGUAAGUUUAAGUUUGAGUCCAGUUCUUAAAAUAUUCAAUGAUAUUUAUUUGUAAGAUUUUCAAAGUUGUUAAAUUAUCACUUAAAAUAUUCAAGUUUUUACCGUGACCCACGUCACCUCCAUGUGCUUAAUAAAGAAACUCUGACCAGAAA